AUGGAGGAUGCCCUCGCACCGCCGUCUGUGACGCCGACCCCCUCCCCCCUCGCCGCCGCUGCCGUCCUCACUCGCCGGCGGUCACACCUCGACAGCGCCUCCUUCCGCACGCUCUCCCGCCUCUUCUCCCACUGCCUCCACAUCAACCCAUCGCCCUGCGGCACCGCGCCGCCCGAGCCCGUGCCCGUCGCCGCGGACCCUGUCGGUGGGGACUCCAACGAUUCCCCAGAAAGGCCUAAUGGCGCCGAUUUUGAUCGGCUGAAUGAUGUGGAAAUCGAGGCGGUGGAUGCGGGAGGCCCUUCGCUCCACGGGGCCGUCUAUCAACCGGCCGCGGCGAACCCUACCCUCGACCUGGGUGAGGCUGAGGCUCUGCAGCUCGGGGGUGCGGACGCUGUAGUUGUAGAAAGCACCUCGUGUAUGACCAGAGCCGAGGUGGAGGAAUCAGCGGUACCCGUGGUAGAAAGCACCUCGUGUAAGACCAGCGCUGAGGUGGAGGGGUCAGCGGUUGGAGCUGGACUGGCGGCGGUGGAGGACGUAUCUUUGAAGUCGGUGGAGUCUCUCUUGGAGACGAGGGUUGACGAAUCGGUAGAGGUAGCAGUGGGUGAUGAUGAAGGCCGUCUUCUGCUUGAAGCGAUGAUGACAGACUUUACAGGGUUGAUUGAUGAUGUUGAUACUGGAGUGAUAUCAGCACAGAGUUGUACAGUUUCUGGAGGUGACCUGCAGAAUAGCAAGGCAUCUGAGGAUUCGAAACAACUGGAUGGUGUUGGGAUUGAAGGGGGAGAACCUCUUAGAAAUUGUGAUCAUCGGCAGAACGAUGGUGGUGGUUUCGAGGAAGGAGAGAUUGAGGGCGAGUUUCCGGAUUUGGGUUCAGAAGAAUCUGGAGAUUCCGAGCAUGGAGAUGAAGAUGGUGAAGAUGAGAAAUUGGAAGGCAAUUCCAUCGGCAGAGGCUCAGGGCCGGAUAAAACUUGUGAUCAUGGCACACGGUUUAGGAAUUUGCACUCAACACCUGAAAUAGGAAAUGAUCAUCUUAUACUGAACAGGGAUGCUAUUGUCAGAGGUGAUGCACAAAUACCUGUUACCAGGGCUCAAGCUGUCACUUAUGAUGACGUUCUGGAUUGGAAUGAGACUCCGCUGCCUGACAAUGAGGCUCCCAACCCUGGGAAGAAGAGAAAACACACUCUGACAGAACAGAGGAAGGCUAAAAAGACGAAAAAUAAAAGAAUCAACCGGGCACUGCAACGGAUAGCUGAUGGAGUCAAAAGACCAAAACUUACUCCUGUUAUAAAGCCAAAAAAACCUUGCUACUUCUAUGACCAUGGGAAGUGCCAGCAGGGCAAUAAUUGCAAGUAUUCCCAUGAUUUUACACCUUCAACAAAAUCUAAGCCCUGCACACAUUUUGCAUGUGGUUCUUGUUUGAAAGGAGAAGAGUGUCCAUAUGACCAUGAGUUGUCAAAGUACGAAUGCCAUAACUAUAAAAACAAUGGCAUGUGUGCCAGAGGUGAUAAAUGCAAAUUCUCUCAUGUGAUGCGAGCUACAGAAGGUACUCCCACACAAGAUGCAAAGACUUCUGAUGCUUCACUGGCAUAUGAGAAAACAAACCUCAGGGAACAUACAAGAAGCCAGAAGAACACAACAGUUCACAAUGGUGCUCCUAGUAGUUCUAUCCUUAGAAACCUCGCUGGUGUCUCUAGCAAAUCUCAGAAUGUUUCUAAUCAUAUUCCAAAGGGUGUGCAGUUUCGUCCCUUUGGUAAAGGUCAAUCGAAUUUGAGCAGCCUGCACCUGGAUGCUUUGUCCAUGGAGAAGCAAAGGAAUGCAAAUGGUACUCAGCAUAACCUCGGAGGACAUGAAGCAGAAAGGCAAAAAAUUGUGAAGCAAAGUUGCCAGAAACUGAAUCUAUUGCUAGAAGAUAAGAAUUCUUCAAAAGAAGCUACUAGGCAUCCAUGUUCAGACCCGAAAAAAGCUACUUUACCUGUUGAUUCUAUUGCAACACCUGGAUCAAUACAUACUCAGCAUGAAGUCUCAGAGGCUUCUAGGAUUUUGCAGGAGUUCUUGUUUGGUGCUGGCAGUUAG
Messenger RNA from Miscanthus lutarioriparius, 2070 nucleotides. The record is from the annotation of a GenBank genome assembly. Lineage: Eukaryota; Viridiplantae; Streptophyta; Magnoliopsida; Poales; Poaceae.